Messenger RNA from Pleurotus ostreatus (oyster mushroom), 588 nucleotides. RefSeq lists its product as uncharacterized. The record is from RefSeq and is a predicted model, not a curated record. Bases 1 to 588 code for a protein of 195 amino acids. Lineage: Eukaryota; Fungi; Basidiomycota; Agaricomycetes; Agaricales; Pleurotaceae. The transcript is spliced from 7 exons.
AUGUCCGUCCAUAACUCCAGUGAUUCCAGCGAACUAGAGAAAGCCUUGGAAGACGAGAUAAAAGAGUGGCACUUCCAUAUCUACUUCCACCAGAACAACGUAGAGGAACACCACGAUGCAUUAAGUCUUCGUGAUGCAGUGCUCCGUCUUAGAAGGGACGGAGCCUUCGUCGCAGUUCCUUUAUUUCGUGUGAAUACGUCUCCGAUUGGGCCACACCCCGUAGGAUCCUACGAGAUAUGGGUUCCGUCAGAGAGCUUCGCCCAGGUCUUUUCUUAUCUUUGCAUGAACCGAGGCCGACUCAGUGUCCUGGUGCAUCCUUUGACCCGUGAAGAGGUACGCCCCAUAUAUAGAACUCGAACUGUGGACCACGAAGUCCGUAACGCGUGGAUUGGUCCCUCUUUCCCACUGGAUCUGUCCGGCUUGCCACUCAAGAGCGAGGACCUACCCUUGCAGUAUCCAAGCCUUAAAUUGGGAUAUUCCUCAACUAGGCCUUCCUUGACACUAGACCAGAGGCGGCGUCUAGGUGACAACGUGGAGAAGUUGUUAUUGAACGAGAAGUAUGCCGCACGGGCUCCGCCUAGGGAUUAG